Phaedon cochleariae (mustard beetle) is the source of this 831-nucleotide messenger RNA. Lineage: Eukaryota; Metazoa; Arthropoda; Insecta; Coleoptera; Chrysomelidae. The record is from the annotation of a GenBank genome assembly.
AUGACCAGUGUGAAGGUUGUCGAGAGAGCGAAUACUGCUUUGCAAGGAUCUCCUCAGACUCAGAGUAUUGCUAAAAUAACGAUAGAAAGCAUCAAUUUGAAAGUGCCACAUCUCACACCCAACGAUGACAUAAAGUUGCAGUUGUUGACACGUAUCAAAGCAGAUGAGUCUAUGAUGAUACCGUUUCGCCGAUGGGAAUUGCACGAGCUACCAGCACUCACACAAGGAUCUACCAUAGAAAUCUGGUCCGUAAAGACAUGUUCUGCAUUGGACAGUCCAAGAUAUGUUAUAGUAUUUUUCCAAACGAAAAAAGCCGAUAAUUUGCAUGAAGAUGUCACCUUGUUCGAUAAUGCCAACAUCAAAUCCAUACGAUUGGCUCUGAAUAGCGACUAUUAUCCGCAAGAACGAAUGCUAUUGGACUUUUCCAAAGACCAAUAUGCCGACGCCCACUUCAACUAUACAGAGUUCAACAAGAGCUACCAUAACUGUCAAGAAAAGCGCUCUCUAGUAAACUUUGCCGAAUUCAAAUCCCGACCAAUGUUUGUUAUCGAUUGCUCGAGGCGCCAUCUGGGUCUAAAGUCGUCCACAGUUGACAUCAAGUUGGACAUUGAAGCGACUACAGGCUUCCCUCCCGACACCAAAGCCUAUUGCAUCAUCAUUCACGAUCAAAUCAUGGAACAUCUCCCACUCAGCGAAAUUGAUACGGAAUACUACUUUUACGGAGUAAUACAGCAGAUAAAAAUUCAUCAAGUCAGGUACCUAUAUCGAGUUAAGAACGCAUCGAGAAAAACUGCGAUCGAGAAUCUCCAGUACACGGCGGUCAAGAUGUGA